This is a messenger RNA of Cinclus cinclus, 588 nucleotides long. It is a transcript of the gene DUSP26, whose product is annotated as dual specificity phosphatase 26. The transcript has 3 exons. The record is from RefSeq and is a predicted model, not a curated record. Gene Ontology annotation, cellular component: cytoplasm. Gene Ontology annotation, biological process: negative regulation of MAPK cascade; protein dephosphorylation. Lineage: Eukaryota; Metazoa; Chordata; Aves; Passeriformes; Cinclidae. Bases 1 to 588 code for a protein of 195 amino acids. Gene Ontology annotation, molecular function: protein tyrosine/serine/threonine phosphatase activity; MAP kinase phosphatase activity.
AUGGCUUUCCUGUCCAGGUUCUACAGGAACAGCAGCCGCUCCCCGAGCCGGGCCCCGCGGGAUGAGCGCAGGAGCCAUCCCAUCCUCAGCGUGUUCGAGCUGGAGCGGCUGCUGUACACGGGGAAAACAGCCUGCAACCACGCCGACGAGGUGUGGCCAGGCCUCUACCUGGGAGACCAAGACAUCGCGUCCAACCGGCGGGAGCUGCUGCAGCUGCGCAUCACCCACGUGCUGAACGCCUCCCACUGCCGCUGGCGCGGCGGCGCCGACUACUACGAGGGCACGGGCAUCCGGUACCUGGGCAUCGAGGCCCACGACUCGCCCUCCUUCGACAUGAGCCCCUACUUCUACCCCGCCGCUGACUUCAUCCACCAGGCCCUCAACGAAGGGAGGAUCCUCGUGCACUGUGCCGUCGGGGUCAGCAGGUCGGCCACCUUGGUCCUCGCCUACCUCAUGAUCCGCCACCACAUGCCCCUGGUGGAAGCCAUAAAGACGGUCAAGGACCACCGCGGGAUCAUCCCCAACCGCGGCUUCCUGCGCCAGCUGGUGGCCCUGGACAACGCCCUGAGGCUCAAGAGGAGCUCCUGA